Manis javanica (Malayan pangolin) is the source of this 1550-nucleotide messenger RNA. It is a transcript of the gene CLEC3A, whose product is annotated as C-type lectin domain family 3 member A. The record is from RefSeq and is a predicted model, not a curated record. NCBI's taxonomy places the organism in Eukaryota, Metazoa, Chordata, Mammalia, Pholidota, Manidae. Gene Ontology annotation, biological process: ossification.
UCUACUUGCCCCUCAGCUACUUCAGAGGAGCUGGUAAAGUGGCCGUCAGGCUUGCCCAAGAGCCAUGGCAAAGAAUGGACUUGUAAUUUACCUCCUGGUUAUCACCUUACUCCUGGACCAGACCACCAGCCACCCAUCCAAAUUCAAAGCCAGGAAGCACAGCAAACGCCGAGUGAAAGAAAAGGAUGGAGACCUGAAGACUCAAAUUGAAAAGCUCUGGAGAGAAGUCAAUGCCCUGAAGGAGAUGCAAGCCCUGCAGACAGUCUGUCUCCGAGGCACAAAAGUUCACAAGAAAUGCUACCUUGCUUCAGAGGGCUUGAAGCAAUUCCAUGAAGCUAAUGAAGACUGCAUUUCCAAGGGAGGGACCCUGGUUAUCCCCAGAAACUCUGAUGAGAUCAAUGCUCUCCGAGACUAUGGUAAAAGGAGUCUGCCCGGUGUCAAUGACUUUUGGCUGGGCAUCAACGAUAUGGUCACAGAAGGCAAGUUUGUUGAUGUCAACGGAGUUGCCAUCUCCUUCCUCAACUGGGACCGUGCACAGCCUAAUGGUGGUAAGCGGGAAAACUGUGCACUGUUCUCCCAGUCAGCUCAGGGCAAAUGGAGUGACGAGGUCUGUCGUAGCAGCAAGAGGUAUAUAUGUGAGUUCAUCAUUCCUCAGUAGAUCCUUCUUAAAUAUGUCUUCCAAGCAAGAGUGGUCAUGAUGUAUACGCUGAUGGUGCCCAAGAAUGAGUCAAAAUUGUCACACAGGAGUCUGUGUCCAUAGGAAUACAAGAUUUAGCCAAUUUUGCUACUAUAUUUCAUUGUGAUUUUGCCCUCCACUGGGUAUGAGGUAUUAGGAAAUAAUGAUCUAGCAUGUGCACACCGUUAAGGUGGCUGCUUCACAAUAGAUGUCAAAAUCUCUCCUUUCUUAAUUCCUCUCACUUGUAUUGAACAAGUCUGGGUUAAAAGUACAACAGCCAAAAAAAAGAAAGUUUAGGUUACCUGGAAGAUUUUUCUCUUGAAACUGUAGCACAUAUUUAAUGUAUGAUAAUUCUUUAAAUCAGAGAUUCCAGGAGCUAUAUAAUCCAAAACGUUUUCAGUCCAAUGCUUAGUCCUAGCCAUGGCACCUUGUUUCCCAUUACCCUUUCUUUGAGUAGCUGCAUCUCUUGGUGGGACUUUAAUCUGGUCUGUCACAUCAGGCUUUGAAUGUUUCAGAAAUAUUCUGAUGUAACUGGUUUUUUCAACCCACCACACACAUACCCCGCUUUUGGAAAUGUCCAGCCAAGGGUCUAAAAAGAAAUAGUAAGUCAGCAUAUUUGAUCACUUUCCACUCCCAGCAUUAUAUUACAAUUUCUGACGUGAAUGGUUAACCCUAAGGCAGAACAGAGUGGCAGAAUGGAUGGGGAAAAAAAUAGGGGAAAAAAAGUAUUUUUUUUUCCCUUGCUUUAGCAUCCUUAACCUCUUUGAUGAAAUUGAGGGUGGACUUUAUGUGUUAAUUUCCUUUUUUUGCAUACUUUAUAUAUUUACAUAUACUUCAAAAUCAUCUAUUUAAGUCUAUUAUGGGCAGUCUAUCU